This is a messenger RNA of Balaenoptera musculus (blue whale), 1197 nucleotides long. It is a transcript of the gene IGFBP6, whose product is annotated as insulin like growth factor binding protein 6. Lineage: Eukaryota; Metazoa; Chordata; Mammalia; Artiodactyla; Balaenopteridae. Gene Ontology annotation, molecular function: insulin-like growth factor II binding; insulin-like growth factor I binding; fibronectin binding. The record is from RefSeq and is a predicted model, not a curated record. Bases 286 to 996 code for a protein of 236 amino acids. The transcript is spliced from 4 exons. Gene Ontology annotation, biological process: regulation of insulin-like growth factor receptor signaling pathway. Gene Ontology annotation, cellular component: extracellular region.
UCCCGGGAACAAAGCAAGAAAAAUCAGAGUAAUUUGGGAAGUAAACAGAAACCGGGAGGAGGGAGGAGGUAGAGAAGAGUGGGGAGGACCCAGGUGGAGGGGGGGCCUCUCCAGUCCCACCCAGUUUAGGGAAUGCCCCUGCCUUCUCCACCGCCCCCCCCCCCUUCACCUGGCUCUUAAAGGGCCCGGCCCCUGCCGGCGGCUACUUAAGGCAGAGGGGCGGCGACGGGCAGCAGCUGCGCUACGACUGCUCUGGGAGGAGUGGACGGGGCAAAAAUCUUGACCAUGACCCCCCACAGGCUGUUGCCGCCACUGCUGCUAACUCUGCUGCUCGCUGCCCGCCCAGGAGGCGCCUUGGCAAGGUGCCCAGGCUGCGGGCAGGGGGUGCAGGCGGGUUGUCCAGGGGGCUGCGUGGAGGAGGAGGAUGGAGGGCCGCCGGCGGAGGGCUGUUCGGAAGCUGGGGGCUGUCUCAGGAGGGAGGGGCAGCAGUGCGGGGUCUACACUCCAAACUGCGCCCCAGGACUGCAGUGCCAGCCGCCGGAGAAAGACGAGGCGCCUUUGCGGGCGCUGCUGCUGGGCCGGGGCCGCUGCGGCCGGGCGCGCGCGCCCUCGGGGGAGAAUCCUAAGGAGAGUAAGCCCCAAGCAGGGACAACUCGCCAGCAGGACAUGAACCGCAGAGACCAACAGAGGAAUCCGGGGACCUCUACCACUUCCGCCCGGCCCAAUCCUGGGGGCGUCCAAGACACUGAGAUGGGCCCCUGCCGCAGACAUCUGGACUCAGUGCUGCAGCAACUCCAGACCGAGAUCUACCGCGGGGCUCACACCCUCUACGUGCCUAAUUGUGACCAUCGGGGCUUCUACCGGAAGCGGCAGUGCCGGUCCUCCCAGGGGCAGCGCCGAGGUCCCUGCUGGUGUGUGGAUCGCAUGGGCCAGCCCCUGCCCGGGUCCCCAGAUGGCGAUGGAAGCUCCCCUUGCCCCACCGGGAGCAGUGGCUAAGGCUGGGUGGGAGGCUGCAUGGCCACUGGCAGGAGCGUGGGGCUGUCAUCUUGGGUUAUUUGUUGAGUGCUGAGUAACUCAGGGGCCCAGAGCCCCACACUCCACCUGCAGGCCCUGCCCCAUUGUCAACCUCACACAUGGAAAGAUUGUUGGUGUUGGCUUGGGGUGUUAAUAAAGCUGUGUUGGGGGUCUCUGGCCUAC